Molecule: messenger RNA, 7974 nt
Organism: Coregonus sp. 'balchen'
Lineage: Eukaryota; Metazoa; Chordata; Actinopteri; Salmoniformes; Salmonidae
Source: the annotation of a GenBank genome assembly
AGACCCUCGAAUGAUCGGCUUGGUAUUGUAUAGUGAACGAGUGGGUGAAUGACCGAUUGAGCUAUAGGGCGUUAUGGAACGAGAGAUAGGCCUAUUUUUAGCAGGCCACUGAUGAUUUGAUUGGAUACAUGACGAGACGGGUGAUCAGAAAGAAGUUCGUGUGUUUUUAUGAAUAAGAGAAGGAGCGAGAAGGAGAGAAAGAGAGAGAGGAUUGCACAUCUGGGAAUGUUGGUGAGUGCAGCUAUUCUAUUCAUUCUGUAUCAUCAUUGUAUAAUUGCGUUAUAUUGUUGAUAGUAAUAAAGCCUAAUUUAAUGUAAUGUCAUGUAGCCUAGGUAUUUCUGUAAGGGCUGACACGCCAACAGACUACUCGAUUUUAUAAUUUGAUAGCCUACAUGUCUAUCAUUAUAUACAGACAUUAAAAUGAAACACUCAAAGUUUUGUACUGUGUCAUAUAAAACUCGGAAAACAUGCCCAAACAAUGGCGCAUCUCCGUUUUACUUUAUUAUUUAUUGAUGAGAACAUUUCAAUGCUCUUUGUCUCUAUUCUAAUAUAGUGUUACAAAUAAACAUCGUGCUAAAUUGCAUCGAUGCUCAACAGAUUAGAAUAGGAACAGCAUACAGAAUGCUACAGGUAUUCGUUAUUUGAUAUUUUCACCUAAUUUAAUUGAGCAACAUAUUUAGUUGUACAACGCUGUCUGGAAAACAUCUCCCUUCCCUCUGGCAGAAGAAUCGCAGGUUAACGUUUUUUGUCAUGAAUCUUUUUCUGGAGGCAGCUCUGCAGAAUGGUCACUAGCUGGCACAGCCGCAAAGUCAUACAACCUAACGCUAACCUUAACCACAUCGAUAACCCUAACCUUAAAUUAAGACCAAAAAGAGAAUUUUUGUUUUCAUGAAUUUUUACAAUAUAGCAAUUUUACACUUACUUUGUAGCUGGCCCAUCUAGCGGAAAUCUGCCUCCAGGACAAGACUCAUCCCAAUAACCAUCAACCUGCAGCGGAAUCGCACCAUUUCACCACGUAGGUGUGGCUUGGCUCAGACAGCAUCGUCUGAUUCUGAUUCCAAUCCCUGACUUCCUCUCUGCACCUUGCAUUUAACUGGUCCUCAGUGUGCUUCAGUUGGACGGACUCGACAGAGCGCAGCUGACGCAGUGACGGUGUGAGUGGAGCAGAGAGAACCGAGGAUGGGUGGCGGAGGCCAGCAGACGGAGUCAGGCGAGCCGGCCAAGGGUGACAGGGGUGGGCCCGGUGCAGUCUACACCUGGGAAGAGGUCCAGAGGCACUCUCACAGAGGCGACCAGUGGUUGGUCAUCGACAGGAAGGUCUAUAAUAUUUCCCAGUGGGUGAAGAGACACCCGGGGGGCAUCAGGGUCAUCAGUCACUUUGCUGGAGAAGAUGCCACGGUCAGUAGCCUAACUAUGGAAGUUGUUGGUGAAAUGUUCUCAAGCUAUUCCAAUAAGACUGUUGCAAAUGUUAUAAUGUUGUAGGUUUAGAAAUGUUUAGUGGUCUGUCACUGUAUGACAUAUCCAAGGCCGGAUUAAGAAAUCAUCGCUCUGACUGUCAAACUGAGAUCAAUCUGGUCUUGAAUUUAAAAAAAACAAUAGCCCAGGCAAAUGAAGCGACAUGCAGAUAGUACAAUAUUAGGAGGACAUAUACAGUACCAGUCAAAAGUUUGGACACACCUACACAUUGGCGCACAAUUGGCCCAGCGUCGUCCGGGUUUGGCCCGGUGUAGGUCAUUGUAAAUAAGAAUUUGUUCUUAACUGACUUGCCUAGUUAAAUAAAGUGAAUCCAAUGAAUCACACCGUCUCCUCUGAAAAAAAGAAAACCCUUGAAUGAGUAGGUGUUCUAAAACUUUUGACCGGUAGUGUAGAUUUCCUUAAUUAUUAUUAUUUUGUUAAUUUUUUUGCUUCCACUUGGGUCCCCCACGGGCCUGGGCCCAGGGGCUUCAGCCCCGGUAAACCCCUGUUGUUAGUGUAUUGUACAUUGCUGGAUCCUAAUAUCAUGAUAAUCUCUUAACUAAUAUCACAGUGAAUAUUUUAAAUGCGAGACAUAUAAAGGACAUUUGUAUGUAUUUCUAUUAAACAACAUUGAUUCAACUAUAUCUCUGUUUUCUAGGACGCAUUUGUCGCAUUCCAUCCCGAGCCUAAUUUUGUCAGGAAGUUUCUGAAGCCAUUGCUGAUUGGAGCGCUGGCACCCACAGAGCCCAGCCAAGACCAUGGGAAAAAUGUGAGGAUGCCUAUCUUUCUCUCUCCAUCUCCCUCUACAGCACCACGCCCAUAACAUACAUCGCUGUAGGCUACAUAAUGAAACAUAGAAUGUGAAGCCUAAAGCAUCUCUCCAUCUGACAUAGCACCACGCCCACUCUAACAUACUGUAGGUUUAGGAAGGGACCCGGGGACCAAUGUGAGGCCAAUCUUUCUCUUGCUAAUAGGGAAUUCCAUGCUACUCAGACAGAAUGCUGUGCAGAAUGGUACUUUCUACGACUGUGGUAAGAGCAGGUGUGAUGUGUAUGGAGAUAUUUCAAGACAAAGGUUUACCUCCUACAGAUGUAGUGUGGCAUCUUCAGUCAUCUACUAUAACUAGGGCACAUUAUACCAGCCUGUCUAUGUGCCCAGAUGCCCCGCUGCCCGCUGUCUGUUUACCUAUUCAGGAGUCUUACCUCUUAUCCUGGUACUCUUCAGCUUUCUGUUACUCCUAUUUCCUUCUUCUUCUUCUUCUUCUUCUUCACAGGUUUCUCUUCUCAAUUUACACUGUCCUCCUCCUCUCCUCCACUCUCAUCUCUCUACCAUCAUCCACCUUCCUCCUGGUUCAUCUUGGCUUUAUCACAGUUUGUCUUUCUGCAAUUCCUCGCAUCCUGUCACCUCGCCUCCUCGAAUCAAGGACAGAUUCAUUGAGAUAGACUUCAUACGUCUGUAUUGAUUAUUGAUCACCUCUACCCAAUACAGGCAGUACUGGUGCAAGACUUCCAGGCCUUGCGUGAUCGUGUGGAGAGGGAGGGACUCCUCCGUGCCCGCCCCCUGUUCUUCAGCCUCUACCUGGGCCACAUCCUGCUACUAGAGGCCCUGGCUUUGGGCCUGCUCUGGGUCUGGGGGACCAGCUGGAGCCUCACACUGCUCUGUUCCCUCAUGCUGGCCACGUCUCAGGUACCAUUACAGUAUUAUUAGGAAGCAGAAGGAGAUAUUUGACAGGUUAUUUGAUAGGUUCAAAAGUUAGGCAUAGGGAUCGAAGGUUAGGGUUAAGGUUAGAUGAUUAGGAUUAGGGUUAAGGUUAGGGUUAAGGUUAGAUGAUUAGGAUUAGGGUUAAGGUUAGGGUUAAGGUUAGAUGAUUAGGAUUAGGGUUAAGAUUAAGGUUAGAGUUAGAGGAUUAGGUUAGGGGUUAGGGGUGGUGGGGUUAGGGUAAGGGUUUAGGUUAGGCAUAGGGUUACCGAACUACCUUUCAGACGCCAUUCAAAAUCGUCCUUUCUUUUUCCCUGUCAGUCCCAGGCUGGCUGGCUGCAGCAUGACUUCGGCCACCUGUCAGUCUGCAAGAAAUCCAGAUGGAAUCACAUACUGCACAAGUUUGUCAUUGGACAUCUAAAGGUACGCUACUGGACAAUGGUUGGACAUUUGACAAUACUGUUUCUUUAGGCUGAUCUUCUGCUACUCUUUUGGGCCAGUUUACCGGACACAGCUUAACCCUAGUCCUGGACUGAAAACCAUUCUCAAUGGAUAAUCUCCUUUUGAAAGUACAUUUUACUCCAGCACUAGGUUUAAUCUGUGUUCAGGAAACUGGCCCUUUCACUUUCCUACAUUCACAAGAGCAGUGUUACAUUUCCAAGGUCACUGCUCUACAUUAGCCGUAUUUAGUGUAGUGUCCCAACAGUUGGAAGUUACAGUAAGUGUAAUUGUGUUUACCGGUGAUACGUAACAGUAGCUGUGUGUUUCCAGGGUGCCUCUGCUAACUGGUGGAACCAUCGUCACUUCCAGCACCACGCUAAACCCAACGUGUUGAGUAAAGAUCCUGAUGUCAACAUGCUGCAUGCCUUCGUCCUGGGAGACAAACAGCCUGUAGAGGUAGUUAUCACUAUAAUAUAUUUGUGAAUGUGAUCCCUGUGGGAACCGAACCCACAACCUUAGUGCUUUAUGACCCAUUAGACUACUUGUCAUAUUUGAAUAAUAAUAAUGUAAUCAUUCAUGUAAUAAUAUGAAUGUAAUAUUCAAAUAUCCAUGUAAUAGUUAAUUAAAUUAAUGUAAUAUUCAUGAAAUAACCAUGUAACAAAAACCAUGUAACGGUUUGGCUCAGUAGUGUUGAAACGGUAUUAGUGCUUCUGUGUAAGAUCCAUCUGACUCCUUGUCUCUGUCUAUUGCAGUAUGGUAUAAAGAAGUUGAAGUACAUGCCUUACCAUCACCAACACAAGUACUUCUUCCUCAGUAGGUUUCAUGAAUUUCUGUAUAGCAUCACAUCAAUUAUAGCAUCACAUCAACUUCCAUUGAACACAUAAAAGCAAUAGAUAGACGGCUGAUGUAUGUAUGUAUGUAUGUAUGCAUGUAUGUAUGUAUGUAAUAACUAUGUAGUAUUUUCCUUCUGUCUCUCAGUUGGACCUCCACUACUUAUUCCAGUGUUUUUCACCGUCCAGAUAUUCCAGACGAUGUUUUCACAACGGAACUGGGUGGUGAGAUUUCAUACCAACUAAACGUAUACUUAAUCUUCUUCAUUCCUAUGUGGAACAUAAAGCUUCCACGAGAGAGAGACACCUGUAAUGAUAUGAUUACGCUAACACCUGGGGGGGAGGGCACUAAAUGCUUGUUCAUUGCUCACUAAAGCUAGCAAGCAUAAUAUUGCACCACCAACAACACACUGACUGUACCGUCAGAGAUGACUAACUUCAUAAUCACAGUGAUAAUUGUCGCUUUGGUAGGAUCCCAGAUGUGAUAAUGUCUGUCCAUAAUACCAAUCUUUGUCUCCUGUGAAGGAUCUGGCGUGGUCGAUGACUUUCUACCUCCGCUUCUUCGGCUGUUACUACCCCUUCUUUGGUUUCUUUGGCUCAGUAGCCUUGAUCACCUUCGUCAGGUAAUGUAUGAACUGAGGGGUAGCUCAAAGAUUAACUCAUUCACUGGUUCAUUCAUUCAUUCAUUCAUCCAUUCAUUCAUUCAUUCAUUCAUUCCUUCACAGAUUCAUUCAUUCAUUGUAUUCAAACUAUCUACAGUAUAGAAAAACGACACAAUGAUGUGCUUGAUGUAAGAAUUUAACAUAAUAUUGUGACUGAAUAAUUGUAUUGUGAACAUUGGACUGUAUAUAUAGGUUUUUGGAAAGCCACUGGUUUGUAUGGGUGACCCAGAUGAAUCAUCUUCCUAUGGACAUUGAUCACGACAAACGCCAGGACUGGCUCACCAUGCAGGUAACGUGUCAUCAUUACUAGACAACUGGGCCAGUAUUGACAAAUGCGUCUUGGAGUAAUAGUGCUGAUCUGGGAUCAGGCCCCCCCCCGUCCAUACAAUCAUAUUCAUUAUUAUCUUAAAAGGUCAAACUGAUCCUAGAACAACACUCCUACUCUGAAGCUUUGUGAAUACAGGCCCUGGAGUGUUUUCUGGGGCUGUGCCAUCUGUAUUUGUAUUUAUUAUGGAUCCCCAUUAGUUCCUGCCAAGGCAGCAGCUACUCUUCCUGGGGGUUUAUUAUGGAUCCCCAUUAGUUCCUGCCAAGGCAGCAGCUACUCUUCCUGGGGGUUUAUUAUGGAUCCCCAUUAGUUCCUGCCACGGCAGCAGCUACUCUUCCUGGGGGUUUAUUAUGGAUGCCCAUUAGUUCCUGCCAAGGCAGCAGCUACUCUUCCUGGGGUUUAUUAUGGAUCCCCAUUAGUUCCUGCCAAGGCAGCAGCUACUCUUCCUGGGGGUUUAUUAUGGAUCCCCAUUGCCAAGGCAGCAGCUACUCUUCCUGGGGGUUUAUUAUGGAUCCCCAUUAGUUCCUGCCAAGGCAGCAGCUACUCUUCCUGGGGUUUAUUAUGGAUCCCCAUUAGUUCCUGCCAAGGCAGCAGCUACUCUUCCUGGGGUUUAUUAUGGAUCCCAAUUAGUUCUUGCCAAGGCAGCAGCUACUCUUCCUGGGGUUUAUUAUGGAUCCCCGUUGCCAAGGCAGCAGCUACUCUUCCUGGGGUUUAUUAUGGAUCCCCUUGCCAAGGCAGCAGCUACUCUUCCUGGGGUUUAUUAUGGAUCCCAAUUAGUUCUUGCCAAGGCAGCAGCUACUCUUCCUGGGGUUUAUUAUGGAUCCCAAUUAGUUCUUGCCAAGGCAGCAGCUACACUUCCUGGGGUUUAUUAUGGAUCCCCGUUGCCAAGGCAGCAGCUACUCUUCCUGGGGUCCAGCAACAUUAAUAUUACAUGACAUUACAUUUCAUAACACUUUACCCAAUACAUUUAGUGUGUUCCCUAAGGCCACAUCUGUAGUUCUCCAGUAGAGGGUGCUAUAACGUGUUUCUUUCUCUGGUCUUAGUUGAAUGCUACUUGCAACAUUGAACAGUCACCCUUCAACGACUGGUUCAGUGGACACCUCAACUUUCAGAUUGAACACCAGUAAGUGAAACAAAUAUCCCACCUUACUGUUGUCUGUGUCAACAGCAUAUGCUGUAUUUAUAUGGUAAUUUAUAAAGUCAUUCAGAUUCUAAAGAAGGUUAUAGUUUAGGUAGUAUUCAGCUUCAUUUGAUCUUAAAUAUAACUUAAGUUGUUUGUACUAAUUACAGCACUAAUUACUAAUGAAUUAUGAAUAGUGUUUUAGAUACAACAUUGAUACAAUCCUACUCAGAAACUGAGGUUUCUCUGAGAAACUCUGAUACCCUCUGCUCUCUCUCUCUGCCUCUCUCUCUCCCCCUGCCCCCUCUCUCUCUCUCUCUCUCUCUCUCUCUCUCUCUCUCUCUGUCUGUCUCCCUCACCCCACCCCACCCCCCCUCUCCCUCCCAGUCUGUUUCCUACCAUGCCCCGUCAUAACUACCACCUGGUGGCUCCUCUGGUGCGUGCUUUGUGUGAGAAACAUGGAAUUCCCUAUGAGGUCAAGACUUUGCAGAAAGGCAUCACUGAUGUUGUCAGGUAAGUGGUAACCUCACAUAUACCACUACUUAUCCAGGGGUAUGCAGUAGUUUUAAUGAAUACUUUUAAGUGCUUUCCUCUGGGAAUACAUUGUACAUCAUAAGGUGAUACCUGCUGCUCUCAGGCUCCUAUGUGAUUUACCUGGUUUGUUAUCCACCUCUGUUCCUCCCCAGGUCACUGAAGAAGUCAGGCGAUCUGUGGCUGGAUGCAUAUCUUCAUAAAUAAAUCCCUUCCUGACUCUGGACGGGAUUUAAUCCCAUCGCACAUUAACGACCUGUGAACAGAGAUAGUUUCUCAGACGUUUGUGUUGGAUGUUGUGUUUUGUUGUGAUGUAAUUGUUUUAAUCCCUUUUCGGACCCCAGGAAGAGCAGCUGCUGCAUUCGCAGCAGCUAAUGGGGAUCCAAAGCAGCAAUCCAGGGUUUAUAUUAGGGCUGUCAGAGUUAAUCAGUUAACUCAAGUUAACUUUUUGUCAUUUUAGUGCACACAUUUUUUAAAAUCGUGAUUAAUCGCAUUGUCUGAAAGCGUUGAAUACACUGAAAACAUCCAAAAUACAUCAUGUAUACAGCUAAAAUCUAUAAUGCCAUGUAAAAAAAUAAGUUGACAUUGAGGUUAAAUAAAGUUUGCUUUCUCAGUUUAUAUAAUUUUGCUAACUGUUACAUUAGACAACAUCAAGACAUCAAUACUCUUGUAAAGUUUUUGGUAUGAAAAAUCUUAAAUUACAGCUCACUUUGAGCAAAUUAGGAAUUUGCAAUUAAUCGCAGCAAAUCCUGCUAGUUAACUCGAUUGAAAAAAAAUAUAUAUUGUUUGACAGCCCUAGUUUAUAGACAUCAUUGGUAGAGCCUUUUGGUCGUUUUUUGUGGGGGGGUUUUCUUUGAUUGUAUUUCUAGCAUUAUCCACCGGGCUUGCUGCAGGCAGAAAAUCCUAGGAAAU